This is a messenger RNA of Anguilla anguilla (European eel), 6596 nucleotides long. It is a transcript of the gene col5a2a, whose product is annotated as collagen, type V, alpha 2a. The transcript has 54 exons. Bases 168 to 4664 code for a protein of 1498 amino acids. Gene Ontology annotation, cellular component: collagen type V trimer. NCBI's taxonomy places the organism in Eukaryota, Metazoa, Chordata, Actinopteri, Anguilliformes, Anguillidae. The record is from RefSeq and is a predicted model, not a curated record. Gene Ontology annotation, molecular function: extracellular matrix structural constituent; protein binding.
GCUGUGACUCUGAGAGAGCCUGUGAGCGAGCGUGGGCUGGGUCUGCUGCUGGGUCUGUGAACGGGGAGGGAGAGCGCUCGGUCUGCAGGGCGCACAGAUAACCUGGGAGAUUCACCCGCUGCUUUUCCCUCUCUCCCACAAGGGGAACUCAUGUCUGGCUUAUAGACAUGAAGACCUUUGUGCAUUCCAGGACUUUUCUGUUUCUCGCCCUUUCUGCUGCUCAGGUCCUGUUUGUCCGGUGCCAGGACGGAAACAGUGGAGAUGACCUGAGCUGUACAGAGAAUGGGCAGAUCUACACCAAUCGGGAUGUUUGGAAACCGGAGCCAUGCCGGAUCUGUGUGUGUGACAGCGGCACCAUCCUCUGUGACGAGUAUGCGUGUGAGACGGUGACCGACUGCGAGAAUCCGACCGUCCCCGAAGGGGAGUGCUGUCCUGUGUGUGGUUCCAGCAACAGCGGAGGCAACACCAACGCUGGAAGGGUAUUUAAGGGUCAGAAGGGAGAACCUGGAGAUGUGCCGUAUAUCGUCGGAAUAAGGGGUCGUGGAGGACCAAUGGGCCCUCCCGGAGCGGCAGGGUUUCGAGGGGACCGCGGGCCCAAAGGAAGACCGGGUCCACGAGGUUCACCUGGGUAUGAUGGAGAGCCAGGAGUCCCGGGGCAGCCAGGAGAGCCAGGACCACCUGGACACCCAUCACAUCCUGGGGGUGAGUUGGUCUCUCAGAUGUCAGGAGGCUUUGAUGAGAAGUCCGGAGCAGCAGGUCAAACUGCUAUGGUCCCUGGAACAAGGGGGGAGGCUGGAGUUAGAGGACCUCCAGGACCUACUGGCCAACCUGGGCCUCCAGGGAUUCAGGGCCCUCCUGGUGAGGUUGGCGAUCCAGGAUACAUGGGUACUUCUGGUCCUAGAGGCCCUGAAGGUCCUCCGGGCAAAAUGGGUGAAGAUGGAGAGUCGGGGAAAUCAGGAAACUCUGGAGAAAGGGGAUUUCCUGGUUCUCCGGGGGCGAGAGGUUUUCCAGGGACACCCGGCCCCCCAGGCUUGAAAGGCCACAGAGGACACCAAGGACCUGUUGGUGUUAGAGGUGAAACUGGUGCUGUUGGGUCAAAGGGAGAGUCUGGCCCCACAGGUCCUUUGGGCGGCCCUGGCCCUCUGGGUCCCAGGGGAAUGCCAGGAGAGAGAGGUCGGGUGGGUCCUGGAGGACUGCCGGGCACACGUGGAUCACCUGGCAAUGUUGGAAAACCAGGUCCAAUGGGUCCUCUGGGGCUCAGUGGCCCCCCAGGGUUCCCAGGAAACCCGGGUAUGAAGGGAGAGGCUGGCCCCACAGGGGUCCGUGGCACAGAGGGUCCCCAGGGCCAGAGGGGAGAGACGGGUCGUCAGGGAACAUCUGGUUCAGCUGGCCAACAGGGUCCAUCGGGUACAGAAGGAGGGCCAGGAGCCAAGGGACCAAUAGGAGCUGUUGGCCCUCAGGGGCCAGGAGGUCUGCUUGGCCCUCCAGGGCCUCCGGGACCCCAGGGAAGCACCGGCCAGCCAGGCGUGAAAGGCCAACUGGGAGACAUUGGAGUGCCUGGCUUCAAAGGAGAGGCAGGGCCUAAAGGAGAACAGGGCCCGCCCGGUGCCCAAGGGCCGCUCGGACCGCAAGGAGAGGAGGGGAAGAGAGGUGCGCGCGGGGACUCUGGUUCCAUUGGUCCACAGGGCGGUGUUGGUGAGAGGGGUGCCCCUGGCAACAGAGGAUUUCCCGGAGCCGACGGAUUGCCUGGACCUAAGGGUGCACAAGGAGACAGAGGAACCGGUGGAGUGCCUGGCCCAAAAGGUUCUUCUGGUGACCCGGGGCGCACUGGAGAGCCCGGCCUCCCUGGCGCACGGGGCCUGACGGGAAAUCCUGGAGUGCAGGGGGCGGAGGGCAAGCCAGGCCCGCUGGGGGGUCCCGGGGAGGACGGACGUCCGGGCCCAGCCGGAUCCAUCGGAACCAGAGGACCCGCUGGAUCCAUGGGCCUGCCAGGCCCAAAGGGAUUUAACGGAGAUCCAGGGAAAACUGGGGAACAGGGAAAUCCUGGAGUACCGGGACAAAGAGGGCCACCAGGGAAAGAAGGAGAAGUUGGGCCGGCAGGUGCUGCUGGUCCUGCAGGUCCCGCGGGUGAACGAGGAGAGCAAGGACCUCCCGGUGUCAACGGGUUCCAGGGCUUACCUGGAAGUGCCGGCCCACCUGGAGAACCAGGCAAGCCAGGUGAUCAGGGUAUUCCAGGAGAAGGCGGGGCCGUUGGUCAGAUUGGCCCGAGGGGGGAGCGUGGAACCCCAGGGGAGAGGGGGGAACUUGGGUCUCACGGUCUGCAAGGAUCGAAAGGAGUCCCGGGAGCAGCUGGGCCAGAUGGGCCAAAGGGCAAUCCCGGGCCAGCGGGCGCACUGGGCGACCUUGGCCCUCCUGGGCUUCAGGGAAUGCCGGGAGAGAGAGGAGGCUCUGGACCCCCCGGGCCAAAGGGUGAAAGGGGCUCUGCAGGAGAGAAGGGCUCAGAGGGAACGGCAGGAAACGAUGGAGCGAGAGGACUGCCUGGCCCACUUGGCCCACUUGGACCACCAGGGCCCAGUGGUGAGAAGGGAGAACCUGGACCCCGGGGUGCUCCUGGACCUCAUGGCUCGAGAGCUAGUCCAGGGUCUCGAGGUGAACCUGGUCCGACUGGUCCUGUUGGGUUCACUGGUCCACCUGGUCCUGAUGGUCAGCCUGGAGUGAAGGGGGAGACCGGGGAGCCUGGGCAGAAGGGCGACGCUGGCUCUCCAGGCCCCCAGGGGCUGGCAGGGGCACACGGUCCUAAUGGGCCCGCUGGAGUUGCUGGACUGAAGGGGGGCAGAGGGACCCAGGGAGCUCCGGGCCCGACCGGUUUCCCUGGCUCACCUGGCAGAGUUGGCCCACCUGGCUCCACGGGUCCUGUGGGAGAGCCAGGACCCCUCGGUGCACCUGGAAAAGAUGGUCCGGGUGGUCUCCGUGGAGACCCCGGCUCACCCGGACGGCAAGGGGAGCGGGGGCCGUCUGGUCCGUCGGGAAGCCCUGGCGAUAAAGGCGACUCUGGAGAGGACGGGCCCACGGGCCCUGAUGGACCCCCAGGUCCUGCAGGAACUACAGGACAGAGAGGAAUUGUGGGUCUUCCUGGUCAGAGAGGAGAGAGAGGCAUGGCUGGACUUCCUGGUCCAGCGGGUCCCCCAGGAAAGCAAGGUACCCCAGGAACUCAGGGAGAUAAGGGACCCCCAGGACCCGUCGGAGCACCCGGGACAACUGGCCCUCGAGGGGACCCUGGCCCUGACGGUCAUGCUGGCUCAGACGGACCUCCUGGAAAGGAAGGCGUGAUCGGCGCUAGGGGCGACCGAGGAGAUGCAGGUCCCGAGGGUCUGGCGGGUGCUCAGGGGUCUCCAGGGCCCCCAGGUCCGGUCGGUACCCCAGGUGGCCCCGGGAGGAGAGGAGACGCGGGUUCGAGAGGCCCCGUAGGUCCCCCAGGCUCAGCAGGCAAACGGGGAUUGAUCGGACCUCAAGGGCCCAGAGGAGAUAAGGGGGAUCUAGGAGACCAUGGAGAAAGAGGACAGAAAGGUCACCGGGGGUUCACUGGAUUACAAGGCUUACCUGGACCACCGGGUACAGCUGGUGAACAGGGAGCUCCAGGAAUUGUUGGGCCAAGUGGCCAGAGAGGACCUCCUGGUCCGGUUGGGCCUCCAGGAAAGGAAGGGUACAUCGGACAGCCUGGACCAAUGGGACCACCUGGAACGCGUGGAAUUAGUGGAGAAAUCGGACCGGAGGGACCUCCUGGAGAUCCCGGUCCCCCUGGGCCCCCAGGGUCCCCUGGCCCCCCCACAGCCGCCAUGGAUGACUUGUUCGGCCCGCAAGAUUACGAAGAUAUCGGUCCCCCACCCCCUCCCGAGUUCAGUGAGGACGAGGCCCUUCCGAACAACGGGUCUGCUCCCAUGUUCCAGGCUGACCCGGGGGUCCACGCCACCCUCAAAGCGCUCAGCAGCCAGAUCGACAGCAUGCGCAGCCCGGAUGGGAGCAGGAAGCACCCAGCCAGGACCUGCGAGGACUUAAAGCAGUGCCACCCUCUGAAGAAGAGCGGCGAAUACUGGGUGGAUCCAAACCAAGGCAGCGCAGAGGAUGCUAUCAAAGUGCACUGUAACAUGGAGACGGGCGAGACCUGCAUCUCUGCCAACCCGUCCAGCAUACCCCGCAAAACCUGGUGGACCUCCCCCAGCCCCUCCGACAGCAAGCCCAAGUGGUUUGGAGCCAAUAUGAACGGAGGAGCUCACUUCACCUACGGAAACAAAGACCAGCCACCGAACUCUGUCACCGUUCAAAUGACCUUCCUCCGCCUGCUGUCCAAGGAGGCAUCUCAGACCAUCACCUACCACUGCAAGAAUAGCGUGGGCUACAAGGACGAGGCUGCUGGAAAUCUGAAGAAAGCUGUUAUCCUCAAGGCCGCGAAUGACCUCGACCUUCGGGCCGAGGGAAACAACCGCUUCCGAUAUACGGUCAUGGAGGACAGCUGCUCUAGAGCCACUGGUAACUGGGGAAAGACAGUGUUUGAGUACAGGACACAGAAAACGGCCAGACUUCCCAUAGUGGACAUAGCCCCCGUGGACAUCGGCGGUGCGGAUCAGGAGUUCGGCAUCGACAUCGGGCCCGUCUGCUUCUUGUAAAUCGAAAGGACACGGAUUGCGCCGGGCCUAAUUCUGAGUCUCUCAGACUGACUGCUGACCUGGCCAGCCUUGUACAGACAGUACGGUGGGCUAUUCCAGCCCUUUGGCAAGAUAUUUAUUGUGCCUUUCCAACCUUUUAAGACAUUUCAGGAGAUUUUUUACCACAGUAUAAAUGGAAACAAAAAUGUGAUGCUUGUUUUCAGAAAACGGAGCUUGACACAAUCGUGCAUUGCUCGUGCAGUUAAAAAAAUCCAUGGUCACUGAUCACUUAUAUUAUCAUGCUAGGAUGACGUUUCCUUUAGAGCAGGUGGUGUUAAUUGCAAUGAGGUUUUAUUUAACAGUUUAUGUUAGGAGAUGGCAGUUCACUUAUUGCAUUUUUAGGAUGGUAAAAUUAAUUUGGCUAAAUAAAUCUUCAAUCAAAAAUGCAUUAUGACCUAUUGUCAUUAUCAUUAACUGCUGUUUGAAGAUGCAUACCACUUUAGCAGUAAAACGCCAAAACGGUUUAAAAAUAAAAAUCUAUUAACCUAUUAAACAUGUAUUGCUUUUUGUUUUUGUAAAAAAAAAUUAUAGUUUUGCUCAGCAAAAACAAAUACAGGAUGAUCUAUUCUAGGUACAAUAGUUUUUUUUUUUCCUAUUUUUGUUAUUUUUGUCUGUUUGUCAGUUUGUGUAAGUAUUGGUGCUACAGAGAAAACUGUUCUGACUUGCAGUAGAAGAGGGCAUGCUCCUGCGACAGGCAGUGUUUAUGGAAACGGCCCAGUGUUCAGUUGCUUUUAUUCUACCCUGGCGUUCCGCGUGGUGCCGCGAGAGAGCAGAUCCCUUAAUGUAAGCUACCUCGUCUCAACUAACUGGGAUGUUUUCAUUACUUAAGCCAUUUUUCACAGGUGCUGUGUCGAAGCAGGGAUCAUGUGUACUUUCUCCAGAAAAGUCAAAGUUUUUUGGUGAUGCUAAUAAAGAUCUUUCUCUCACUGGUUAUGCAACAGAUUCAACGUCUCCUGAAAAUUAUGUUGUAAUAACUGUUUAUUGGCAGCGGUGCACACUAUUUCUAAUCAUCUGUAUGUUUUAUGAAGCAUGCAGGUGGCCUUUUUAGGUAGCUUGCUUUAUCCUCAAUUCCUGACCUUUUCUACGUUGACUUUAUCAUUUUUUAAGCCCUUUCAAAAGGUAACCAUGAAUGUUUACUUUUAUGUAUUUUGCUAUGCGACCAAUUAAACAAAUGCUUGUUUAUCCUUACUGCUGCUUUUGUCAUAUUAAUCAAAUCUUUAUUUAGAGGAAGCAUCCAGUUCUAAUGUUAAUAUCAAUAUAGGUCAUAUUUGCAUGGAAAUGCGUAUUGGUAGCAUAGUGAUACAGGUUGGUUUGGCUAAUUCUACCAGUGAUGUUUGUACUGUUCAAAGUUGCAAAGUCUUCUUCUUUUGUUUUAUUAUGUGUGUAAUUAUCGCAAUGGCUGUUUGUGAAAUAUCUGUACCUAGAGUCAAACAUUUUUCAGUAAUAUACUCUGGAAUAUAUUAGCUAGAGAGCAUUUGCCGGAGGCCAGAGGGAUGUUCAAACAUUAAUCAGAUAUGUCCCUCUGUUUUUGCAGAGGGUUUAACUGAACAUCUGGUCCAGUUUUGGUUUCUCCCAGACUAUUUUGUUGAUAGUUUGUUGUUUAGAGCUUCUCUCUACAGACCCAUGCUAUCAUAUGUCAGGGAGCACAUCAUAUUUGUUUCUUUCAGUAUUCAGGGGAAGCCCAGUCUGGAAGUAUGAUAGCAUGCUUUCAUAAGGACUUAAGCAGGUCUGAAAGGACCCCCGCCCCAUAAAUAAACAGAUAAACAGACAGAUGAAUAAAUGUAUUAAUCAAUAAGUAAAUAAAUAAAUAUGUUUUAAAAAUGUGCAGGCAGCACCUAAGAAUAUCUAGGACUGAAUGUUCCCUAAUUUGUAAUAAACUAAUGGUGAAAGAAA